This is a messenger RNA of Pyrus x bretschneideri (Chinese white pear), 5604 nucleotides long. RefSeq lists its product as uncharacterized. The transcript has 10 exons. Lineage: Eukaryota; Viridiplantae; Streptophyta; Magnoliopsida; Rosales; Rosaceae. The coding region runs from base 390 to 4976 and encodes 1528 amino acids. The record is from RefSeq and is a predicted model, not a curated record.
UGUUGGAAGACAAUUUUUUCGGAGCGGUGUUUUGGUUGGAUCGCUUUAUCUUCGACUUCGGGUCCGAAAAAUGAAUUUCGGUUUCUCACUCCUCCAGUCCUAGAGAGAGAAACUUCAGUACCGGAGAGAGAGAGAGAUAGCCAUUUGCGACGUCGUUUUGGAGCUUAAGCAACUGCUGUGUGAAUUGGGAGCUGCGAAGAAGCAGAACGGCGCCGUACUGUCCGCGAUUUUGAAGAACCCUAAUUCUCCUGGCUUGGAUCACAGCGACAGUUUGGAGAGUGCCCAGAAUUGGCGGGAUAAGGGUGCCGUAUGCAUAAUGGUCUCAUAUAUAGUCGUAGCUAUUUUUCACAGAAACAAUUAGCUGAGAAAAUUUGGUGCCUGGGAAUUUAAUGCCUGGUAACGAAAUUGAAGGCAGGAUCCAUAAUUUUUAUCAGCUAGACAACUAUUCCCGUCAAUCUCAAGUUGCAGACAGUAAUUGGCCUGCGCAUAUAUAUAAUCAAUGGCAGGGAAAACAAAGAGAGACGAGUAAUGUACAGCAACUAGAUUCUGGGAGAGGACGGGGCGGUGAGUCCUUGAGGUUUGAUAAAAACUAUUCACAGUUGUCUCAGAGACCGGAAUUGUCUAGAAACCAACUUCUGGAGACGAAUGAGUUUAUGCUUGGACAGCAGGAUUUGCAGGAAAGCCAGUUUUUUGGUGAUAGCUCAGUUUUCAUUCCACAUACUUUAACCUCAAGAGGCUUAUCUUUCCUUCAAUCAGAGCAAGAAAAUGCAUCAUGCGAUAGUCCCACUUUGACUACCAAUUCAGAAAGGUCUGAAAUUACUGAAGCUUCCAGCGAGUUUAACUUCGUUGGAAGGCAGCAACAACUUGUGAGGGGACAACAACAAGGCAUUCCACAGCUUCACUCGAUGCAGCAGUCUGGGUACAAUGACAUGCAGAUGUUGCAGCAGCACCUGAUGUUUAAGAAACUGCAAGAACUUCAGAGGCAGCAGCAAGUACAACAGUUCGGUGAUGCAAGGCAACAUAAUGCAGUAAAUCAGCUCUCUGCAAUCAAUAAGCAGGGUUCUGGGGUUCAUUUUUCACCACUAAUCAAUGGAACACCCGUUAAUGAUACGCCACAAAUGUUUAUGAAUUGGGUGCAGCGGGGUGGAUCGCCAGCAGGACAAAAUGUUUCUAAUAGAGUUAUUUUUUCUCAAGAGCAAGGUCAAACUUUGAGCUCAAUGGGUCUUACUUCUCAGCAGUUUGAUGUAUCUUUAUAUGGUACUCCUGUUGCUAGUGGAAGAGGGACUAUGAAUCAGUACCAUCUCCCGGCAAUGUCUCAGGAUUCUGAAAAUUUGUUGACCAAGGCUAAUGAUCAAAUGCAGAAGCCUGCUAUGCAGUCAUCAGCCUUCAGUAAUCCCUUUGUAGGUGAUCAUUGUAUGACUGCUUCUCCGGACCAGAUUUGCUCACCUCAAGGGGGUUUCGUAUCCCGACAAGACUUUCAGGGAAAAAAUGUAUUUGGACACGUUACUACUCAGGGUUCAAAUUGUGAAUCCCCAUUGGGUAACCUCCAGCUAGGGAAUACCUUGCAAACAAAUACAUCACUUCAAGAACUCAGUGGAAAGCAAGAUCAAGCUGGCUGGCUGGGAACCUUUCAGCAAAAAACAAUGCAGCAUGGCCCUUCACAGGGUUUGGUUCCCCUUGAUCCAAUGGAAGAGAAGAUUUUGUUUAACAUGGAUGAUAGUACUUGGGAUCCUUCUAUGGUAAAGCACAGUGAUAUUGGGGCUGGAGGCUUUGGAGAUGCAUUCGAAAGUUCAUUUCCUUCUCUCCAAAGUGGAAGCUGGAGCGCGCUUAUGCAGUCUGCUGUAGCAGAAGCUUCUAGUAGUGAUACUGGCCAACAAGAGGAGUGGAGUGGUUUGACUUUUCAGAAUACCGAGCUGUCAACCGGUAAUCAGCCUUCAAACAUCGUGGACAAUGAGAACCAACAAGGAAGUUGGGCUGAUAACAAUCUGCAGAGUGUCUCUUCCUUAAGUUCAAAACCUUUUCCCAUGCUUAAUGACUCAAGUGUUAAUUCUAGCUUCCCCGGCUUUCCGCAGCCAGACAUCCAAUUCACAUCUGAGCAUCGAGAAGGGAUUUACCAGGAUGAAUCUCAUGAAUCCAAUCAGAAGUCUCCCAAAAACUCUAACGAGUGGUUGGAUUGUAACCCUCAGAAGGUUCAGCCACAUAUGUGUUUGGACGGCAUAUGGACCAGUCAAAGCAGUAAACCAGAAGGUGAUAUUAAUGAAGGCACGUACAAUAGGAACUCUGAGAGUCAUAUGUGGAAUAGGGAAGGUGAUUCCAGGGUAACUUCAUUUUCCAGACCAACUGGACAAUUGGAGCAAGUACAAUUGGGCUCAGAGGAUACUCUCAGGAACAGAGAAAAUUCAAAUAUUUUUAACUUUCAUUCCGUGCAAAAUUCACACAUGACUAAUGUCCAUCAGGAAACCAGUCACCAAGUCCAAUAUAAUAAUAAGCUUGAUUACGGGAAACAUUUUAUAUCUAGCAACAAGGAGGAUAAUGAGGCCAUUGGAGAAAAACAGCGUCAAAUGAGUGACAGCUCUCGUGUUAUGCGUAACUCUUAUGGGAGGGAAGGUGGAACAUAUGAGCAGCAGCAAAAUUGCUACCAGAGGGACAACUCAUAUGACCGGAAAUCAGAGGAUUCUAAUGGCAUGCGUGUGACCGCACAAACAAGGGUUUACCAGUCGAAGGAGAAUAGUUCUAUCGCACAGUUUGGCCCUUCUGGAUUUAAUCCAUUAUCUGAGGGUAUGAUCCAACCAGCUACUAAUUCCAAUCAAAUGCAAAUGGAUUCUAGUUUAAGAGAGAAAAAUCAGACCUGGUCUACUCCGUCCCCUUCUCAAUCUUUGCCCCAAUCACAUGAAUCAUCACCAAGAUCCCGUUGGGAUGAUAAAUUUAGUAUCGGUGGACAAUCGAGCAUCCCUGCAUCCUAUAUGCAUGGAAGCUCUAUUGCAGAAAUUACAUCCAGUCCUACAUUUUCAAGGAAUCAGCUUCAAACGCAGCAUCUGUUUAAUGUACCUGGUCCAUCUAAUCAGACAACAUUAACUGGUUCUGCUGCAAGACAUCCACCUUCCAACCUUGCUCUAACUCAAGAUAUUUCUCAGCAGUCUUUUGUCAACUCUGGUGGUCAACAAUUCCCUGUUCUUGAAGCUGCUCCAGUUUCUCAGCCUCCUUUUAUGUCAGGCAUACCUGCACGGGGUGGAGUAUCAGUGAAGCCACAGAGUUUAUGGACAAAUAACCCAAGUCAGCAACAUCUUUCUGGCAUGGAAACUACUUCGUUGGCUUCGAAGGAGCUAAAUGGUCUGAAUACCCAGGAUGGUGGAUAUGGGUCAUCCGAGUUUGGCCAUUCCUCUACAAGUUUACAAGGCUUCAUUUCUGCACAAGAGCAGCAAGGGAAAGAGAGGAUGCUUGAUGCUUCACAGACAGGGGUAAGGAAUGUCUCCGAUCCUAGUGCUUUUGCCUCUGGUUCAUUGUUGAAUCAUUCGCAACUGCAGGAUCUUGGUGGAAUACAACAUAGCAACAACAAUGGCCUGGCUCCCUCUGCAAGAAAUCUUGGAUUUCUUGGCCAUGCUUUAAAACAUUCACAUGGAUUUCAUCAUGACUACUCCCGGCUACACCAAGUGCAGGCUACAAAGAAUGAAGAGGCCGAUCCAAGUAGGAGGGAUCUGGAUGUACAACAGGUAACUGCUAUGGAAGGACAGCAGUCAAUUUAUGGUCAUAACAAUGAUGGUGAACUGAAUUCUACACCAGCUCACAAGUUAUCGCCACUUGGAAAUUCCAAUGCACCAAGUUUCCUGGCAGAUGCAAGAGAAGGUCCAAGUGUAAAAACUUCUUCACAAGCUGCUUUCCAAGCCCAAGGCAUGGUUGCAUUUGGUGAAAGUGAUUCUCAGAGUCAAUCUACUGGCAAUAAUGUGUUAUCUCAUAAUGGUGAAACUUCUCGGGUGAAUCUAAGCAUGGCAUCGAACUGGUUUAAACAGUAUGGGACUUUCAGAAAUGGGCAGAUGCAACCAAUGUAUGAUGCAAGGCCUGCUACGGGGCAGUUCUCACUCAUGAAGCCUUCUCAGAGCCUAAACAUACAUUCUUCUGUGGAACAGAUAGAUGCUUCUAAUGCUAGUCAAAGCAACAGAGACUGGCCAAGUACAGCGACGAAUUUGAUAACAAGUGAACCCUUCAUAUAUCCUUGUGUGUUACCUUCAGAUGCCAUUGAUGAAAGUAUGGGUAUUGUGAGACCAAAGAAACGCAAAAUUGAAACAUCAGAACUUCUACCAUGGCACAAAGUGACACAAGGUUCCAAAAGGGUUCAAGAUGUCGGUAUGGCAGAGCAAGAAUGGGCCUUGGCAUGCAAUCGGCUAAUUGAGAAAGUUGGACAUGAAUUUGAAAUGAUUGAAGAUGGACGUCCGAUCCUUCGAUCUAAGAGAAGGCUUAUCUUCACAACACAGUUUCUGCAGCAAUUGCUCAGCCCUGCACCAGCAUCCAUUCUCUCAGCAGAUGCUGCACUGUACUAUGAUAGUGUGACAUAUUUUGUUGCUAAAUUAUCAUUAGGAGAUGCAUGCACCCUGACCUGCAGCAAAAGAAAUAGUAUUCAUGCGCCACUGAACGACAGUGAUAUGAUUGCGGAAAAGCCUAAAGUUUCUGAAAAUAUUGAUGAGCAAUACUUGUCAAAAGCUGUGGAAGAGUUCAUGAAUAGAUCGGAGAAGCUGGAAAAUGACUUACUAAGGUUAGACAAGGUAUCAAUUCUAGACUUAAGACUGGAAUGCCAGGAGUUGGAAAGAUUUUCCGUCAUCAACCGGUUUGCCAGGUUCCAUAUCCCCCAAGCAGCUACGUCUGGGGUCUCUUCUUCAUCCGGUACAGUUCCAACUGCACCAAAACCAUUUCCCCAACGAUAUGUCACUGGACAGCCACUGCCAAGACAUCUACCAGAAGGGGUUCAUUGUCUUUCACUGUGAUUCUGAAUUGAGUGCUCCUCCCGCCUGAAUGCUCUCCCCUUUUCAUCCAUAUGCAUUCCAUAUCCCGCUCGUGCACCCGUUUAUGAUCGCUUUUACUGACAUAUAUGCUGGCAUUGAAGAAAGAAGAUUGAAAAGAUGGAAUGCAGGAAGUCGACCCCAAGUAACAAAGGCCGCUCGUUCAUUUUUGAACCAACACCUAUUGUUGUCAUUUUUGAGAAAGUACAUAUGGUUCUCUUGUAUAUUUUGAUGAAGUUGCAGAGGAGAAUAGGUAGAGUGCCUGAAGUAGCAGGGGGAUCGUCGUUGGAUGUGUCUCUUAGUUGCCCUAAGUUGCAUAAAUUAGUUUUUAAUCUAGCCAUACCUAAUUUAUACAAGAAUCUCCGGUAGCUACGGGCACUGUCAGUGUCGCAUUUCCUCUCUUUUUCUCUUCCUCCGCCGCUCUUUUCGCCGUUUUCACAGGUCUUUUUCUGCAUAAAGCUGUGCUGGAUGAACCAGGAGAGAGAGUUGAGAUGUUGAAGAUGAAAAACAGUUCAAGUUAGCUAGGAAAAUUGAAUAAUAUUAUGAAAGUUGGUUGUAAUUUCAACUUCUUUUUUUUUUUUUUUCCUGACAUUAAUGAUAGUAUCUUUCUUUA